Messenger RNA from Emiliania huxleyi CCMP1516, 168 nucleotides. RefSeq lists its product as hypothetical. The transcript has 2 exons. Bases 1 to 168 code for a protein of 55 amino acids. The record is from RefSeq and is a predicted model, not a curated record. Lineage: Eukaryota; Haptophyta; Isochrysidales; Noelaerhabdaceae.
AUGAGGAUAUUUGGCUUAGGAAAUUGUCUCAGGAUAUUUGCCUUAGAUAUUUGGCUUAGGAUAUUUGGCUUAGGAAAUUGUCUCAGGAUAUUUGGCUUAGGAAACUGUCUCAGGAUAUUUGGCUUAGGAUAUUCCCUCAGGAUAUUUGGCUUAGGAUAUUUGGCUUAG